AUGACAGGUGUCUACCUUGCGAUUCUACAUUUUGGUUCCAAUUUGACGCAAGAUAAGCGCAAAGUUGACUUUGCCAAUCAGUCAGCGAGUUUGCAGGACUUGGAAAACGUCGUAAAGACCGCCUGCGAUAGUUACACAUUCUCUCGCAACAAAAAAGCUGGGAAAUGGCUGGAACGAUUUUCCAGCCGCUUGAUACAUUACGGAAACAUCUUCGACAUACUAGCGCAGCAUCAUCCGGAGUAUGUAGCUCUGGCUUGGGGCACGAUAAAGUUUCUUUUCGUAGUGAGUCGACCCGAAUGA
Messenger RNA from Alternaria rosae, 300 nucleotides. RefSeq lists its product as uncharacterized. The coding region runs from base 1 to 300 and encodes 99 amino acids. The record is from RefSeq and is a predicted model, not a curated record. The transcript is spliced from 2 exons. NCBI's taxonomy places the organism in Eukaryota, Fungi, Ascomycota, Dothideomycetes, Pleosporales, Pleosporaceae.